CCCCAAUCGCCUAUCCCCCCGAUACGCCGGUGCGCGCUUCCGUCCCCUCCUUCGCUCCCUCUGUCGUCGUUGUCGUGCGGCCCGGGUCCUUUCCACCCCUCUCCGCCCUGGUUCCCCGUUUGUCGUCGUCCGACCCUACCCAAUUCUCCAAUUCACUCUGCGCGCCUCGCUCCACCCGCCAACACUGUCGCGUUCAUCAACACUCUCACUUCCCACCGGGCUUGCCUCAAAUUUUCUUCCUUUAUACAGUCUUCCUUUUCUACUCCAUCCUCGCCCGACGACUUUCCGCAUGUUGACUAGCUAGGGAACUCACUCAAGACCCUAAUCUACGCCUUCUUCUCCUCCUUCCUGUGCUCGUCGGCGUUCGAGCACCCCCCAAGAAACCUCUCUUCAUGGCACCGCCGCGACCGCUCAGACAGAACUCCGGUUUCACAGUGUCCGAGCCUGCAUCCAUGGCCAUCCCUGCACAUACCGCGAAUGGCACCGCCCAUGCGCCCUCCGAUCCUCGUCAACUCUCACCCGCAGACCUCAAGCCCGUGUCGGUAAACCGCAAAAAGCAGAAACGCCGCCAGAAACAGGCAGCCCGCUUGGCAGCGGAGCGUCAGCUCGGAACCGGACACGGCCCCGAGCAGAACGGAUCCACCAGCCACAUCGACCAGGACGGCCAUGCGUCUGAAGAACAGGAGAAUGAGGACCCCGCUCCGAACGGCGACGCCUACCAUGAGGACGACGAGCACUCCCAACACGACCUGACGCAGUCGCAUAGUCUCGGCAACUCUUCAAAUGGACAAGAUGAUGGCCAGCAGCCUGCAACGACAACAGCGACUGCCGCUGCCGCCGCCCGGAAGUCGAAAAAGAAGAAAGGCAAAAAGGGCCGCGCCGGCUCGCAAACACAGGGCGACGAAAGUUCCACCCCACUGUCCACUCCAUCCAUCUCCAUGUCGCACCCUCUUCCCCCGCCGUUACCCCCGCACCUCGGAUCGCACACGAUUCUAAAAUCGACUAAGGACCGAAGUAUAUGGAACACUACCACGCAGGAAGAACGAGAGAAUAUCAAGACGUUCUGGCUGGAGUUGGGCGAGGAGGAACGGCGACAGUUGGUCAAGGUGGAAAAGGACGCGGUACUGAAGAAGAUGAAGGAGCAGCAAAAACAUUCGUGCAGCUGCACCGUGUGCGGGAGGAAACGGACAGCCAUCGAAGAGGAGUUGGAAGUUCUCUACGAUGCUUAUUACGAAGAGCUGGAACAGUACGCCAAUAACAAUCAGGGUUCCUUUGAGAAAGGCCCGCCAAUGAUCCCGCCUCCUCGACUAUACCAUCCUCCCCUACGGUCGCCCGGUCAACAUACGCGGACACAAGGCCAAUACCAUCCUUCUCGAGGUCGGAUACAUGAGUUACCGGAGGAUGAUGAUGAAGACGAAGAAGAAGAAGAAGAAGAAGAUCUAGAGGAGUAUGACGAGGAUGACGAGGACGAGGAACCGUACAGCGACGAUGAGUACGAAGAUGAAGAAACCCGUGCGGCUCGUGCAGACUUCUUCGCUUUCGGGAAUAGUCUGACUGUCAAAGAUGGAAUCCUUACGGUCGCAGAUGAUCUGCUCAAGAACGAUGGGAAACAUUUCAUUGACAUGAUGGAACAAUUGGCCGAGCGUCGGAUGCAGCGCGAAGAGGACACACAGUAUGGCAUCGCGGCAGCACAUCAAACCCUCCAUAGCGGUCACAACCACGGGCCCCUGGAUGAUGAAGACUAUGACGAUGAAGAGGACGAAGAUUACGAUAGUCAAGACGAGGAAGAUUACGAGGAAGAUGAAAUGGAUGCGAUGACGGAAGAGCAACGCAUGGAGGAGGGCCGGCGAAUGUUCCAAAUAUUUGCCGCGCGCAUGUUCGAACAGCGCGUGCUGACGGCAUACCGAGAGAAGGUUGCCGAGCAACGUCAGCAGAAACUGAUCGAAGAGCUUAUGGAGGAGGAAACGCGGAAUGAGCAACGGAAUGCCAAGAAGGCCCGCGAGGCGGAGAAGCGCAAGGAGAGAAAGAGGCUCCAGAAGCAGGCCAAGGAGGAGGAGAAGGCACGCAAAGAGGCGGAGAAGGCUGCGGAGGAAGCGGCUGCCAAGGCGGAGCAGGAGAAGAAGCUCGAGGAGCAGCGCAAGAAACGCGAGGAGCAACGAAAGAAGCGCGAGGCGGAGCGGAAGGCCCAGGAAGCGGAACGUGCUCGCAAGGAGGCAGAGAAGCAACGACGACUGCGCGAGGAACGGGAACGGCAAGCCGAGGCGGAACGAAAGCAGCGAGAGCAGCGGGAGCAGGAGAAGAAGCGGCGCGAGGAGGCACGGCAAAAGGAACGCGAGGAGCGCGAAUUGCGGGAGAAGUUGGUCAAGGAGGAACGAGAGCGCAAAAUUCGAGAGGAGCAUGCUCGGAACGCUGCAGCCAGCGAUGCUCAGCACGCCAAACGCAUCUCGCAUCCCACGCUGAUGCCUCUCUCCGCCACCGUGUACCAUUCGCAGGCUAUGGCUCAGGGGCAAUUCCAGUCACCGCACUUCUCAACGACCACCCCGGUGGUUCCAAAGGCUCCUACUCCGUCCAGGCCACGGCAGACGUCCCAGCAGGGCUCCCAUGGCUCAUCGCCGCGGUCGCAACCGGCCAGUACCGAACCCUCACAGGUCUCCAUCUCCCCGCGUUCGAUGGCGCCCUCCCAGUCGUCUGGAGCGUCGAGCGUUACAUCCAAACAGGGCCACGCGCAGCAACCGUUGCUUCAUCAUCCUCAACCGUCAACACCCCUGUCUCCCCUGGGAUCUUUAGGCCGAUCCCACCCGCCCGGGUUCUCGCCGUCAAAUCCUCCUGGCUUGGGUCUGGCUUCUCGACCACCCAUCGGCCAUGAGCUGCCUACCUAUCCGCCACAUUCGGGACCGCUUCUCAAUCAGCUGCGAGGGUUCCCUGCUUCCAAUGGGAUUCCAAUUCCUCUUGGUAUGAACGGCACGCGCGCGAUGCCCCCUGGACGAGGGUUUCCGCUUGAUGCCGGCCACGGAUUGCCAUUCCAUAGCCAGCAGCCCACCAUGGCCAGUCCUUCCAGCUCGUUUGAACGAUCUCCUCUUGAUGCACAUGCCCAGCCGUCUCCCAUUACCCGCCCCAGCCCUAUCAAACGCCCUUCCAGCACGCAACAAGACCCGAACAAUGCCCGCCGCAGUCAGCGCGAGGUAGACGAUCUAAGUGCCCAGCUCGGUAGCAGUGCGCUCCUGGAUGACACGGAUAUUCCGUUCACAUCACACUUGUCCCAGUCUCUCCCAGGCGCCACUCUUCCGGGUUCCUUGCCUGGGCCGACCCGAGCCAGCUUUGCGGCCCCGUCCUUGUUCCCAGAUCCUCUCACUGCCAAGCACGGUGCCUUCCCUGUCAGCCCUAGUCUCGGGAGCACGUGGGGUGCACAAAUACCGUUUGGCACUUCGCCCUUCCCUGGGGGCCCGACAUGGGGAACUGGACCUGGGAGCGGCUGGUCUACCAAUGCGUUUGGGCCCGGAGUACAUCAUCGCGCUCACACAUCUCGACCUGUGACGAUCCGACUGUUGGUGAUUCAAGCCUGCAAGCAGCUCAACAUGAUGAGUCCCUCCAAGGGAGCAGAUGGGUACCACGACGUGAAGGUCGUUCUGCGGCAAGUGGAGCAGCUUCGAUCCCCCAGUGAGCCCUCGAUCUCGCUGAAGGAGAUGCUAGACAUCUGCGACACGGAAGGCAACACGCAAAACGGCGGGGGGUCGUUCUCGACCAAGAGCGACGAGACGGGCGACUACGUCAAAUUCGAAUCGGGCACUCCCAUCAAUGCAUCCUCAGGUCAUAGGGGCAGCAUUGUACCUGGCGAGAUUGGCAGUCCGAUCCCCAGUCACAGUCUCCCGGCGUUUAGCGGGGCCACGCCUUCGGUGCUACGGCAAUACUCUUCCCCUCCGACGGGUUUCUAGGCGUUUUUGUCUAUCUGUUUUUCUUCCUUCUGGUCGG
Messenger RNA from Aspergillus homomorphus CBS 101889, 3969 nucleotides. RefSeq names its product putative stress response protein Nst1. The record is from RefSeq and is a predicted model, not a curated record. The transcript is spliced from 7 exons. Lineage: Eukaryota; Fungi; Ascomycota; Eurotiomycetes; Eurotiales; Aspergillaceae. The coding region runs from base 393 to 3932 and encodes 1179 amino acids.